Molecule: messenger RNA, 3006 nt
Organism: Metarhizium robertsii ARSEF 23
Lineage: Eukaryota; Fungi; Ascomycota; Sordariomycetes; Hypocreales; Clavicipitaceae
Product: hydantoinase
Exons: 5
Coding region: 1-3006 (1001 amino acids)
Biological process (GO): glutathione metabolic process
Cellular component (GO): cytosol
Molecular function (GO): 5-oxoprolinase (ATP-hydrolyzing) activity
Source: RefSeq, a predicted model, not a curated record
AUGGCUUUCUAUCGAGUUGGCGUCGAUGUUGGAGGAACCAACACCGAUGCGGCUAUCCUAGACAUCUCGGCGUGCGAUACGGCGAGUCGUGGUGUGCUUGCGUCUUAUAAAACGUUUACAACCACCGAUAUCACGAGUGGCAUCGAGACGGCCGUCAAGGCAAUCUUGGAAGCCUCUCAGGUUGACCUCAACCGUAUUAUCGCUGUGACGAUUGGGACGACUCAUUUCAUUAAUGCCGUGGUCGAAGCUAAUGCCCGAGAACUUAGUCGUGUUGCGGUGUUACGCCUCUGCGGCCCAUUCACGCGACAGAUUUCUCCAUUCGCCGACUUUCCUCCCAAGCUAAGGUCUAUCCUUGAUGGAGGAUCAUUCUUCCUCGACGGGGGCCUAGAAUUCAACGGCGAACAAAUCCUGCCCCUUGACUACGAACAGAUACGCCAAGCGACGCGUCAUCUUAUUCAUCAGGGGGUGCGCUCCGCGGCCAUUGUUGGCGUCUUCUCGCCCAUCGACCAUGUAUCUCCUCAGGAAGAAACUUGCAGGAAAAUAAUGCUGGAGGUGGAUUCCGAUUUGGACAUUACAAUAUCCCGAGACAUCGGGCCUGUGGGCCUGCUUGAGAGAGAGAACGCCACCAUUCUCAACUCGGCCAUCCUAAGAACGGCACGAAGGUUAAUCAAGGGGUUCAAACGCGCCAUAGCUGUACUGGGGCUGCAGUGUCCGUUGUAUCUAUCACGCAACGAUGGCACAAUUAUUGCCGCUGACGAAGCCUCAAACUUGCCCAUUACCACCUUUGCUAGCGGUCCGACAAACAGCAUGAUCGGUGCUGCAUUUCUGGCCGGCUAUGGCCGGCGAAGUGUGUCAACCAACAAUCAUGCCAAAGGCGUCAAGACCAACGGGGACUCUUCAGAAUCACAGGUCCUUGUGGUCGACAUUGGCGGCACGACGACUGAUGUAUGUGCCUUGCUGCCUUCCGGUUUUCCCCGUCUGGCUCCUGGGUUUACUGAAGUUGGGGGCGUCCGAACAGCCUUCUCAAUGCCAGAGGUCCGCUCCGUUGGGCUUGGCGGUGGUAGCAUAGUACAAGUUGAUGCAGAAACCGAACAUGUUACCCUUGGACCAGCUUCCGUUGGCAAUCUUCUCACCCAGCAGGCACUCGUUUUUGGCGGGAGGACAAUGACGGCGACUGACAUAGUGGCUGCUAUGGGCAAGACUGAGCUGGGCCAUCCUUCACUCGUCAGCGAGAUUCCAGCUAUUGUCGUCGAGGCGGCUCGCAAGAGGAUAAAGAAGAUUCUGGAGGACGUCAUCGAGCAGAUGAAGUUUUCUGCAGCACCGGUACAUGUCCUCUUAGUUGGGGGGGGCGCCCUCCUUGUCACCGAGUCCCUGGAGGGAGUCGAGAGGUGCAUCCGACCCAUGCACAGUGAGGCUGCCAACGCUGUCGGAGCCGCAAUUUCUGAGGUCUCUGGCGACGUGGACCUAAUCGAGGCUCUGAAAGGGAGGAGCGAGAAGGCCCUCGUGGCAGCAGCCUGCGAAAAGGCGAUAGGGCUAGCUAUCGAAAGGGGCGCCACGGCUGAUGACGUCCGGAUUGUGCAAAUUACAAAGACACCACUCCAAUACGUCAAUAACGGAGCCAUCAGAAUUCAGGUCAGGGCGGUGGGCAAGCUUCGGACCCCGGAUGUAGUUCGGCUUCCCGAGACAAAUGGAACUGGGUCCGCUGAGGAUGACAACGAGCCUGAAGCAAGACCACAAGUUGAGCCAGAUAUCGCAGUGGAUGUGCCACACCAAUUGCAGGUAGGCAUGGACCUAGCUACAUAUCGGCCAGAGGUCAAGCAAGGAGUAUGGUACGUCUCAGAAGUCGACAUUGAGUUGAUAUCCACGGGCUGCGGUAUUCUGGGAACCGGAGGCGGGGGUCCAACCCACUACGAAGCUCUAAGAUGCAAAGAAAUUCUUCGUACUGGCGGUAAAGGUAGGAUGAGGAUCAUAUGUCCAGAGUCUCUCAAGGAUAAUGACUUGAUCGGCUUUGGGUCCUGGUACGGAGCGCCGGGCGUUUCCAACGAGAGGAUCGUGAAUGGAGGCGAGAUAGACGUGGGAGUCGAUACCCUCCUUAAGGUCCUGGGGGGUCAGAAGCUGAACGGCUUCCUUUUGGAUGAGGUCGGUGGAGGCAACGGCCUGAGCAUCUUCUCGACGGCUGUUAACUACAAUCUGCCAGUCGUGGAUGGUGAUACCAUGGGCAGGGCCUUCCCAGCCAUGUAUCAUAGUACGACCAGCGUUUAUGGGCAUCCUCUCACUCCGUGUUGUAUAACUGAUUGCCGAGGAGUUAUUUCAAUUCUAAUGGGUGCGGAUUCACCAGACCGAGUAGAAAAAGUCCUCCGAUCAACCGCGAUUGAACUCGGUCUAGGAUGUGCGGUUUGCACGAAUCCUCUGUCCGGCAAAUCAAUCAAAAGUCAUGCCGUUCCGCGGACUCUAUCUCUUGCCUGGUAUCUUGGACGAGCCAUUCACCUAGCGCGAAGAAAAAAGACAUCAUACAUUGAGGCUGUCUCGCAUAUCGGCAAAGCAAGGCUGAUCUUUGCUGGAAAAAUUAUUGAUGUUCAGCGCAAUAUUAGUGACGGAUACACGAAAGGCCAUGUCCUCCUCGCUCCGCUUAGUCUUGAGGAGCAGGAGGGCGUCAAAACUGAUAGCCACAGCAAUAGACAGGCGGAUAAACACAUGCUCAUCCCAUUCCAGAACGAGUACCUCUACGCGGCCUUGACUGAUCCUACAGGCAAAGAAGCUGACCAGAUAAUUUGUACGGUGCCGGAGUUAAUCUCCGUUCUAGGGCAGGACGGCGAGGCCAUUGGAUCCCAGGACUUGAAGUACGGGCUUCGUGUAUCUGUGAUUGCCAUGCCCGCCCAUCCGUUAUGGAAAACGCCUCAGGGUUUGAGGGUUGGCGGACCUCAGGGCUUUGGGCUGGAAAUACCAUUUGUAAGUAUUGGGGAGCAGCCUGUGAACCCGAGUGUGAUUGAAGAAUUUUCAAAUUAG